AGAACAAUGGGAAGAUGAGCAAAAUAUGAAUUGGACCGAUGAGCAGGAACCAUUGUCAUAUAACAGUCGUCCAAAAUUAAUACAUUCAAACUUGUUGCCAAUGAGGAGGCAUUAUGAUGACGAUGGUGAUGAUGAUGAUGAUGAUGAUGAUGAUGGUGAUAUUGAUAAUGAUGGUGGUGGUGGUGAUGAUGAUGAUAUGAUGUGGCAUGAUUAUCCGACGGUUAUACAGAAUAAAUUACCCACAGCAACAGGUCAAUACGAUAUGCCACCAUCCGAAUCGGAACAUCAAUUAUUCACUCGUCAUCACAUGAAGGAAUCAGAUGACCAUGCAUCAAACCCUAAUGGACAUUCAUCCAUUCAUUUACCGAACGGUUCCAUUGGUCCUUUCAAUAAUAAAAAAUAUGAUCCUAACAAACAAUAUUCCUCAACCGAAAAACAACAAAUGGAAAAUGAUCUCAAUGAGGCAAAAUGUUCAUUUGAACAUCCAAAUAAAAAUGAAACGCAAUCGAAGACAUUAAAAGUGCAAUUUACAGUAGACGAGAAUGAUAAACAGCCACCGUAUGAUUAA
Messenger RNA from Acanthocheilonema viteae, 568 nucleotides. Lineage: Eukaryota; Metazoa; Nematoda; Chromadorea; Rhabditida; Onchocercidae. The record is from the annotation of a GenBank genome assembly.